Molecule: messenger RNA, 2949 nt
Organism: Anguilla anguilla (European eel)
Lineage: Eukaryota; Metazoa; Chordata; Actinopteri; Anguilliformes; Anguillidae
Product: neuronal acetylcholine receptor subunit alpha-4-like
Exons: 6
Coding region: 475-2319 (614 amino acids)
Biological process (GO): signal transduction; regulation of membrane potential; nervous system process
Cellular component (GO): synapse; neuron projection; postsynaptic membrane
Molecular function (GO): acetylcholine-gated monoatomic cation-selective channel activity; transmembrane signaling receptor activity
Source: RefSeq, a predicted model, not a curated record
GAGAGAGAGGAAAAAGAGGGAUUGUGGUGCAGCACUCUGCAUUUCAUUGGAGCUACAGCCAAGGUUGUUAAAUAUCAUAACUGAAUAAGGUGAUAUCUUUGAGCUCCCAACAGCCGAAAUCCCAAUGGAGAGGUGAGAGGCAACCGCAAACAACCUGAGAGCACAGAGCUGAUCCCAUCAAAGCUUUCACUCCUAUGGCACACUGUAAUGAGGGACUUAUGAGAACAACAAAAGUGUGUCUAUCUGUCACAUGUUUAUGAAAAAUUCCAGAAUUAAUUUUCUCCUGUUCUGGAUGGUGUGAAUGGUACAACAUUUUUUUUAAAAAGCAAUGAAAAGACAUGCAGGCAGAAUCCAGCUGUAUGUUGUUAGCGUCACUGCAAGGGAGGCUUGAGGGGUGAGCAAAGCCAGGAAAAAGGACCAAACUUGUUCCGGACAAACGAGAAAGAAGACGACGGCUUGCGUUACCGGCUCAGAAUGUCUCUCGCUAAUUGUUUUCACGUGUUGGGCAUGCUGAUAUCUUUUCAUCCAGCAUCAGUCUGCACCCACGUGCACAUGAAGGCACAUGCAGAAGAGAGGCUCCUGCAGACCCUGCUGACCCACUACAACAAGCUGUCCCGUCCGGUCGCCAACACAUCCGACGUGGUGCUGGUGCACUUUGGGCUUUCCAUCGCCCAGCUCAUCGAUGUGGAUGAGAAGAACCAAAUGAUGACCACCAAUGUCUGGGUCAAACAAGAGUGGAAUGAUUACAAGCUACGAUGGAACCCCCAAGAAUAUGAAAAUGUCACCUCUGUUCGUAUUCCAUCUGAACUUAUCUGGAGGCCAGACAUUGUGCUUUAUAAUAAUGCGGAUGGAGAUUUUGCCGUGACCCACCUGACCAAAGCUCACCUGUUCCACGAUGGCAGAAUCAAGUGGGUGCCCCCCGCCAUCUACAAGAGCUCCUGCAGCAUAGACGUCACCUUUUUCCCCUUUGACCAGCAGAACUGCAAGAUGAAGUUCGGCUCCUGGACUUACGACAGGGCCAAAAUCGACCUGGUGAGCAUGGCCAGCAACGUGGACCAGAUGGACUACUGGGAGAGCGGGGAGUGGGUGAUAGUGAAUGCGGUGGGGACCUACAACUCCAAGAAAUAUGAGUGCUGCACAGAGAUCUACCCAGAUAUCACCUACUCCUUCAUCAUCAGGAGGCUUCCACUCUUCUACACAAUCAACCUGAUCAUCCCCUGCCUGCUCAUCUCCUGCCUGACCGUGCUGGUCUUCUACCUGCCGUCGGACUGCGCAGAGAAGAUCACGCUCUGCAUCUCCGUCCUCCUCUCCCUCACCGUCUUCCUGCUCCUCAUCACUGAGAUCAUCCCCUCCACUUCGCUGGUCAUCCCGCUCAUCGGCGAGUACCUGCUCUUCACCAUGAUCUUUGUCACCCUCUCCAUCAUCAUCACCGUCUUCGUGCUCAACGUCCACCACCGCUCACCGCGCACGCACACCAUGCCACACUGGGUCCGCAGGGUCUUCCUGGACCUCAUCCCCCACUACUUGUUCAUGAAACGGCCCUCCACCGUCUGCAAGGACAGCUGCAAGAAGCUCAUAGAGAUGAUGCAUAAGAAGGUGAGCCAGACGUCCCGUUGGGCGGAGAUGGAGGCCGAGCCCGCCCUCCCUGUCCCGCAGCCCAACGCCUGGGACGCCCCGGCACGCUCCCCGUCCCCAAGCCUCUACCUCCAUGUGGAGGAACGCCUCCCAAAGACGCAGCUGCUGUCCCCGUCCCCUUCCAGCCAGUACUCCAUUCUCCUGGAGGAACCUCCCCUGCAGGAGUGCUUCUCCCCCUCUCCGCCCCCCGGCAUCCCGUGCAGCCUGUCCCCGGACGGGCCUCGGGGUCACCCGAAAGUGCGCUCCCUCAGCGUCCAGCACGCCCUCUGCGAGCGCGAGCUUCCCCAGGGCGUGUCCCGCUGCCGUUCCUGCAGUAUCCAGUACUGCUGCCUGCAUGAGGAGGCCUCCCAAAGCGCCGGGCUCCAGCGCGACUCGCCAGCCAAGGAGGCGCCCUGCGGCACGACCCACCUCAAACCAACCAUGCCCUCCGACGGGCUCUCCACGGUGACUGGCGGCCAGGAUCAGCACCUCUUCCUGAUGUCCCCCUCCAUGAAGCUGGCCAUCGAGGGCGUCCAGUACAUUGCAGACCACCUCAGGGCAGAAGAUGCUGACUUUUCUGUGAAAGAAGACUGGAAGUAUGUGGCGAUGGUCAUUGACAGGAUAUUUCUGUGGAUGUUUAUAAUUGUGUGCGUUCUGGGAACUGUUGGACUGUUUCUUCCUCCUUGGUUGGCAGGAAUGAUCUAGAGUGGGACACAGUUAGAGGAAAUAUAAUAUGGACAUGGAGUCAGGCCAACACACAUUACAUAUAAAUCUGUUUUCUGUUCUAAGACGGAUGUGAAAUCACGGGCAAAUGAGGAAUGAAAGACUAAAUGUUUUUUUGCUGCUAAUGUUUUGAUGUUUGUGUUUCAACCUUUAGCUAAUUUCUGUGUACAAUAAUCUGUGAAUUACCAUGUUUUGUGUUCACUGCUUUGUAAAUUACAUUUAUUUGCCUCUUCCAUUCCAGUUUUGACAAUCUGAUAUAUCUUAUUAAAAAUUCUAGUGAUUAACAGCCAGUAAUAAAUAUCUUCUGAGCGACAAAUUCUCAGACUAAAGUGGAAUUCCACUGCAAAACAACUUUCAGCUAAUUUAACAAUUCAAAGAGUAACUGAUUAAUUAUCUGUGUGGCUUGCCAAAGCAAUCUCUGUACAUAUAUCGGCAAUGAAAGGUGCAAAUUUUGGUAGAGGUAUACGUCAUAACAAUGUUCAUCUGGAGAAUAUCCAUAACAGCGUUUGUGUGAGGGAAUGUCAAUGAAUGUCGAACAUAUAUUUCUCCUUGCCUGGCUUAAUGCCUCUCCUCCAUUCUCUCUCACCACUAGUAUUCUAUUAAAAUGUAUGU